AUGGAUCAUUCAUUAGUAGCAUCUACGAAGAAUAAUAUCGGUAGUGUAUAUAUAUAUAUGUUUAUGAAAGAUCAUCCAAAGGCACUUGCUUAUUAUCGAGAAGCACUGGAAAUCUGGCAAGAUAUACUUCCUCCAGAUCGCCAUAAUCUAGCAGUUAGUGACAAUAGUAUUACAGCAUUAUACGAAGUUGAAGGCUACCAUGCUGCUUUAUCAUAUUGUGAACGUUCUGUUAAUAUCGAGGAAUCUUCUUUACCAGUUAACCAUCCAUACAAUGUGAUUUUUCGUAAAAGGCUUGAGCGAUUAAAACUCCGCAUACAAGAACAGUUUGCUUCUAUGAAGAGCUGA
Molecule: messenger RNA, 345 nt
Organism: Rotaria sp. Silwood2
Lineage: Eukaryota; Metazoa; Rotifera; Eurotatoria; Philodinida; Philodinidae
Source: the annotation of a GenBank genome assembly